Molecule: messenger RNA, 828 nt
Organism: Cajanus cajan (pigeon pea)
Lineage: Eukaryota; Viridiplantae; Streptophyta; Magnoliopsida; Fabales; Fabaceae
Product: dirigent protein 18
Source: RefSeq, a predicted model, not a curated record
ACCAAGCAUGCUAAUGUAAAAAGAAAGCUAUGCAUGCAACAAUGACUAGACUUCCUUCUCUUGUGGUAAUAUUCAUGUUACUUUUGUUCAUGAACAAGUUUUCUUCAUCUCGAACUCUUGGCCAUCCAUCUUCUAGCCACAACCAUGGUCAUCAAAUAAUAACAUUUUUAAUGAGGGACAUGCUGAAUGUUAGUACACCAUAUUCAGAGAAACCUAAGGUCAAUGGUCAACCACCUUUCCGUAAUGGAGGGAUUCCAAUACCUGAAUCCACUCCAACAAUGCCACACACUGCAUCUUCCACACAAACACUUGAUUUGUCUAGUAUUGGCUUCUCUUUUCCCACUAUAGCAACACUUCAAGAGAUGGAGUAUGGAUCAGUAACACCAAUAGAUGAGGAACUACUUGAAGAAGGUGAUGGAGGUGAAGUAAGAAAACUUGGAAAGGCACAAGGGGUGUGUGUUGCUAGCUCAGAGGAUGAAAGUAGCCAUAUGGUGGCUAUCACAGCAAGCUUUUUGAAAGGUGAGUUUCAGGAUGAUGGACUGAGGCUUUUUGGAGUGUACAAGAGUGAUGUUUUUGAGUCACAUGUUGCAGUUAUUGGAGGCUCAGGAAAGUACUAUGGUGCUAAUGGCUAUGCUGCAGUUAAGGUUGUGGACAAAGUAGGAUCCAAUGCAAAAGAAGGAAAGGUGACAAGUUCAAAGUUCCUCUUGUUUGAUGUGUAUCUUAGUUAGUAUUGAGAUUUGUUAAGAAAAUCAACGUUGAGAUCCAUGUAUAAUGUGUUUUCUCUUCUUUAUUGAGAUCUAAUAUGAUAUAAUGAUAAUUUAAGUUUUA